GUUAAAAGCCACAGGAAUAUUAGACCAGUAGCAUUUGCACCGUCAAUAUGGCAGCUUGCAUGUUUCUGCUGAUCGGCCUCCUGGUUUCAGUGGCGUUAGCAGGACCGCAACCUACAAUCAAAUUACACGAGGCAGAAAAGAACACUUUGGCUGUUUCCUUUCCUGAUGUACCAGGUGUAAAUGCCAUUGAGUUCAAGUAUGCUAUUCAUCAACCAACGGGACAUUUGCCACGCGUGACGGACACUGUUACAGUUCGUAGAAACGCUGCUGGACACUUCAAGUGUGAGGUCGAAAGCAAACAUGCCUUCACUGAUAAGGAAGCGAUUGAAUAUUCAGUGAAAUAUUUAUCUGCUAGUGGCGAUGUUGUAUACCAUGUAGACGGUGUCUUCACUAUUCCAGCUGCCUCAUCACUUAGCCCACGGCUAUACCGUCGUGGUAACACCGUCUUUGAGGACUCGUUCAACUCGCACCAACUCAAUCCUAACCAUUGGCACCAUGAAAUAACAUGUUGGGGAGGAGGGAAUGGAGAGUUCCAGAUGUAUACACCUGAAGCUGCCAACACGUACAUCAAGAAUGGCGUUCUCUACCUCAAACCGACAUUCACUGCUGACAAGUUUGGAGACGAUUUCUUUCAACACGGCGUCCUUGACGUUAAACAACAAUGGGGAUCAUGCACAGCGGCGGAAGACAAUGGUUGUCGUCGUCAGGGAGCUCAGAUUCCACCAAUUAUGUCAUCUAAGGUGUUUUCUGUAGCCUCAAUCACACAUGGACGGGUUGAGGUUGUGGCGAAGAUUCCCAAGGGAGAUUGGAUCUGGCCAGCAAUCUGGCUGCUUCCUCCCGGCUGGCCUUGGAAAUAUGGUGCCUGGCCAGCUUCCGGUGAGAUCGACAUUAUGGAAUCAAGAGGCAACGUCCAUUUGAGAGAGUCUAACGGUGCCACCCAGGGCGUUGACCGUGUCUUGUCUACAAUUCAUUACGGAGCGUCGCCAAGUCAACACAGACAGCAAGGAGAUUCAAAAACAAGCAAAACCGGAACAACUUGGGCAGAUUCUUUUCACACUUACUCAGUGGACUGGACAGCUGGACAUAUCAGGAUGGACAUAGACAACCAGCCAGUCAUGGCCUGGACGACGCCUUCUCAAGGCUACUGGUCAUACAGCCACCAAUCUGGUACCAAUGUCUGGUCUCAGGGCGGUAACGAUGCACCCUUUGAUGGGAAGAUGAGCCUCAUUCUGAAUGUUGCUGUAGGUGGUACCAAUAACUACUUCCUGGACUCCUGGCAUAAUACGCCUCAUGCAAAACCAUGGAAGAACAACUCACCGACCGCCAUGAUGGACUUCUGGAAGAGCAAACAGCAGUGGCAGUCAACGUGGCACGGGGAAGACGUCGCCAUGAAGGUCAAGUCCGUCAAGAUGAUACAGUAUUAGUAACAGAAGCUUGGGAAAGGAAUAUUGGAAUAAAGAUAUAUGUCUGUCUUUGUUUAUGACAACGAAUAAAACUAAGAUUACAAUAUA
Messenger RNA from Haliotis rufescens (red abalone), 1511 nucleotides. RefSeq names its product beta-1,3-glucan-binding protein-like. Gene Ontology annotation, molecular function: hydrolase activity, hydrolyzing O-glycosyl compounds. The record is from RefSeq and is a predicted model, not a curated record. Lineage: Eukaryota; Metazoa; Mollusca; Gastropoda; Lepetellida; Haliotidae. The transcript is spliced from 12 exons. Gene Ontology annotation, biological process: carbohydrate metabolic process. The coding region runs from base 48 to 1424 and encodes 458 amino acids.